UCAGCGUGAGGUUAUUUCCGGAAAUGCGAGAUUGAGUUUCGUAGGUGUUGGCAGUGAACUCUCUGGGUUUUAAUUGUAUAUUUUGUAAGUUUAUACGAAAUGAAUCGAAUUUUUGGACGAGGAAAAGCUAAGGGGCCUCCCCCGAACUUAUCAGACUGCAUUGGAAGUGUGGAUUCCAGAGCAGAAUCCAUUGACAAGAAGAUUGGCAGAUUGGAUGCAGAGCUGGCGAAAUACAAGGACCAGAUGAAGAAAAUGAGAGAUGGGCCCUCAAAGAAUAUGGUGAAGCAGAAAGCACUGAGGGUUCUGAAACAGAAGAGAAUGUAUGAGGGGCAACGGGACCAGCUGAUGCAGCAGUCCUUCAACAUGGAGCAGGCCAACUACACCAUUCAAACUCUAAAAGACACUAAAACAACGGUGGACGCAAUGAAAGUUGCAUCCAAAGAGAUGAAGAGGGCAUACAAAGAUGUCAAGAUCGAUCAGAUUGAGGACAUACAGGACCAGCUGGAGGACAUGAUGGAGGACGCCAGUGAGGUGCAGGAGGCCCUGAGCCGCAGCUACGGCUGUCCAGACAUCGACGAGGACGACUUGGAGGCCGAACUGGAUGCAUUGGGAGAUGAGCUGCUAAUGGAUGAGGACUCCUCCUACCUGGACGAGGCCUCCACUGCUCCCUCCAUACCAGAGGGGUUGCCAGGAGACAAGUCCACCAACAGGGAUGGUGUUCUGGUGGAUGAGUUUGGCUUGCCUCAGAUCCCUGCCACAUAAGGCCUAUGCAACCGAGGAACGCCUAUUUUAUAUGAGAAUCAUGUUUGUUUAUGCGAACUCGAAAGCCUAUAAAACACAGCCAAUCUGCCUAAAGGACAAAAAAAAGGUUUACCAAGAUGACAACAAUCUCAAUUUUGUCUUCUGCUUAUCCAGAGGCUAACCUGUUACGGCUAUCAAUUUAUCAGGAAUGUAUGUAUGUAUCUAUUGCAAUCAACACUUGCGUAUUCAUUUGUCUCUCUCUUGAUUUUAACUUCUUACAGUGUCAGCCAGAGCUUUAUUUCUGCUUUCAUUGCCGUUAUCCUGGUGUGUGGUUGACUGACUUUAUACUGCAACGUAGUUGCCAACAAAUAGCAUAAUAAAUUAUUCUAUAUUUCA
Molecule: messenger RNA, 1137 nt
Organism: Engraulis encrasicolus (European anchovy)
Lineage: Eukaryota; Metazoa; Chordata; Actinopteri; Clupeiformes; Engraulidae
Gene: chmp5b
Product: charged multivesicular body protein 5b
Exons: 8
Coding region: 100-762 (220 amino acids)
Biological process (GO): vesicle budding from membrane; late endosome to vacuole transport via multivesicular body sorting pathway
Cellular component (GO): multivesicular body
Source: RefSeq, a predicted model, not a curated record